CACUUUUUCCACAGCAGGAAUUAAAGAAAUUCAUUUAGCAAAAAAGAAUAUUAGAAUUUUCUACACAAUUAUUAAAUAUUAUUAAACAACAACUAACUCAAUUCAACAUGUUUACGGAUACUAAGAACUUGGCAAAUCUAACUGUCAACACCACAAAUGCAGCAGCCAAACAAAUCAACACCCACUCUCCGGACGAUGAGAAAUUCAAAUUGAAAAAGAUGUGGAAACCCAUAUUACGGUUAAUGUCGCGAAAAUCGGCUUUGGCCAAAAAUGGCAAACGUGACAAUAACAGCAGCACCAUACCAAACAAUGUAAAUCUCAACAAUGCCUCUCAAUACACCAGCACAAAUAAGGAUACUUUAGCAACAAUGGAAGACAGUAGUACUAGCAGCAGUGUGCUGACCCAAAAACUGCCUUUGGCGGAAUUUUGGCAAACCCAGCUACAACAAGAACAACAUCAACACCAAACCUCACAACAGCAACAGACUUCAACACAACCUCUGGAAUUUAUUAGCAAAGCCAGCAUAGACAAAACCCCCUUGGAUACCUGUACGAAUUGUGUUUAUGGUCGCAAUUGCCAACACACACAAUUCCAUCAAACACCAACAAUGGAUGAAAAUGUCAACCCCAACCUCAUUCACACCCCCCUCACCCAUCACCAACAAAAUUUCAAUUAUUUUGAUGCCGAAGAUGGCUGCUUCGUUUGGUCCGAUAACUCGGCUGAUAUAGAUGAGAAUGCUUUAAGAGAAUGGUUAUGGCAAAAUUCUUGGCAGUUUGCAGAAAAUGCAACCAUGUGUUGAAGAAAUACAACCAUCAUUCAUCAAACAAAAAACAACUCUGUGUUAAUACUCAACCACAAUUACAACCCUGCUGAUACAGAGUUGCUGCUUUUGGUGAUUUCUUUUUCUCUAAACAAAAAAAAUAUCAAUAAGGAUCUCAAAACUUAAUACAUAUUGCUCAAACUGUUAGUGAAUUAUUAUUUUUUUACAACCCCAUCCCAAAACCCGCCUUUAGUUUAGUUUUUAUUUUAAUUUAAUUAGUUUAUAUUUGUAUUUAAUUGUUUAUUUAAACUGUUGUUUUUUUGCAAUAAUAAUUUAAUUGUGAUAAUGUUA
Molecule: messenger RNA, 1112 nt
Organism: Calliphora vicina (urban bluebottle blowfly)
Lineage: Eukaryota; Metazoa; Arthropoda; Insecta; Diptera; Calliphoridae
Gene: E(spl)m2-BFM
Product: Enhancer of split m2, Bearded family member
Exons: 1
Coding region: 108-800 (230 amino acids)
Biological process (GO): Notch signaling pathway; sensory organ development
Source: RefSeq, a predicted model, not a curated record